UUUUGUGACAAUAUUAUAAUAAUAAUGCUUUGAUUAAAGCGAAGUAAGAGAAUAAAUAAUUGUAAAAUUAUCUAUAUAAGUGCAAUUACAUAUUAUCUUCAAUCAGUUCUUAUUACACACUUGACACUGCUAUUAUAGAGGCUAAAAUGCACGGCAGACUCAAAGUACGAACAUCUGAAGAAGAAAAGGCAAGAAAAGAAAAGGAGAGACAAGAGAAGUUGAAACAGUUUAAAUAUGCAAUGCAAAAGAUUCUUACAAAACGAAAGAAUGGUGAGCAAGACAAAGAGCAAUUGGAUCUAACAGAAAAAGUUCUCUGUUCCAAUCCUGAUAUUCAUACUUUGUGGAAUAUAAGAAGAGAAGUAUUAAUAUCUAUCGGAAAAAUGGCAGAUAAUGAAGAAACCAUAUCAAAAUUAUAUGACUCGGAAUUACAUUUAACAGAAUAUUGCUUAAAAAUUAAUCCUAAAUCAUAUUGUUCCUGGCUUCAAAGAGAAUGGGUCCUUACCACAAGGACAGACCCUGAUUGGAAGAAGGAACUUGAGUUAUGUAACACAUACCUCAAAUUAGAUGAGAGAAAUUUUCAUACUUGGGAUUAUCGGCAUUUCGUCGUUAGUAAGUGUAAACCACCUUUACAAGAGGAAUUUGAAUUUACUACAGAAAAACUGUACGACAACUUUUCAAACUACUCAGCUUGGCAUUAUAGAAGCAAAAUAUUAUUAGAAUUGUAUCCUGAUCUCGUAGGAGGAAGACCAAUUCAAGAUAAUCAUCAUAAGCAUGAAUUGAAAAUGGUUCAAAGUGCAGCUUUCACUGAUCCUGAUGACACAAGUGCCUGGUUUUAUCAAAGAUGGUUAUUGGGUGCAGUGAAAGAGACUGUACGUGUAGUUACAUUUACUGUUACACCACAAAAAACAACAGCUGCCUGGAACAAAUUUGUUUCAGCAGAAUACAUAAGUAGCCAGCUAAAAGUAUAUUUUAAUGAUACAAUAACAGAAGGUAAAUGGAUCUCUUGUAAUGAACAUGAAUAUGAUAAUUUAUGGAUCUUUGACCACAACAAAGAAAUCAGUGAUGAUAUUAUAAAUGUGAAGGUUGAACACAAAAUGUUGGAUGAUGAAAAUGAAAUAAUUACGUGUGAGAAAUAUGAACCUUAUGUAUUUAUAGGAAAGAAUAAUAUAUGUUUCCAAAAUCAAUACUCAGAAGCCGUCAUGAAGGAACUAAAUGAACAACUUGACUCAUGUCGCCAAUUGUUAGCUUUAGAACCUGAUAGCAAGUGGACAUUGCUAACAACAACUGUUUUCUUGCAUUGUAUAAAUGCAUCUUUAUAUCAUAAAGAGGUAGUAGAAAAUCUUGAAACUCUAAAAAAGGUAGAUUCAUUGAGAGCUGGAUAUUAUAAUGAUUUACUAUCCAAAUGGAAUAUAGAGCAACAAUUACCUUGUGACUACAAGAAGAAUAGUAUGCAUUACAAAAAUGGAUUUAAUGAGAAGUUGACGAGCCUACCUCAUUUACAGUAUUACAAUUUUUGUAAAUCUGUUGAUUUUUCAAAUCAAGAUCUUACAUCAUGUGCUUUACCGUGUUUGAAAAAGCUUCAACAUUGUAAGGAGUUGGACUUAUCAGGCAACAAAUUAACUACACUAAAGAAAUUUCCUUAUUUAGAUCUAGAGGUAUUGAACCUAGAAAACAAUCCAGAUUUGAAUUUGGAAGAGAUAGAACUAUUUAAAGAAAAACAUAAAUCUAUAAAAAUCAUAUAUUAGUUUAAUUAUUUAUGUCGCUAAUGUUUUGUAUAUAUAGGUAUAUCAACAGAAAUGGCAACAAAUUAACUACACUAAAGAAAUUUCCUUAUUUUAAUCUAGAGGUAUUGAACCUAGAAAACAAUCCAGAUUUGAAUUUGGAAGAGAUAGAACUACUUAAAGAAAAACAUAAAUCUAUAAAAAUCAUAUAUUAGUUUAAUUAUUUAUGUCGCUAAUGUUAUGUAUAUAUAGGUAUAUCAACAGA
Melitaea cinxia (Glanville fritillary) is the source of this 1986-nucleotide messenger RNA. RefSeq names its product geranylgeranyl transferase type-2 subunit alpha (gene RabGGTa). Gene Ontology annotation, molecular function: Rab geranylgeranyltransferase activity. The transcript is spliced from 10 exons. Gene Ontology annotation, biological process: protein geranylgeranylation. Lineage: Eukaryota; Metazoa; Arthropoda; Insecta; Lepidoptera; Nymphalidae. Bases 147 to 1745 code for a protein of 532 amino acids. The record is from RefSeq and is a predicted model, not a curated record. Gene Ontology annotation, cellular component: Rab-protein geranylgeranyltransferase complex; cytoplasm.